UUAGUGACUCACACAAGUUGCCCACUUCCUUUUUAACAGCCUUUCCUACAACCAACAACAAAUAAUAAGGAAUCUACAUCUGCAGCAAUGGAUCAGAGGAUGGACGGAGACAGGAGGAGAUGAGGAUUCAGUGUGCAUAUGUUGUUUUCAUCAGGCCUGAAAUGGGAAGAGGAGGAUAAUCUGACACAAAACUUUCCUGAAGAGCCCAGCAGAGUGCGGAGGGGAGAGCGUGGCGGCUUCAUGCAGAGUGGAUGGGACAGAGGAGUUGGAACCAAAUGGACAGCUCAGGGAUGAACAGGAGGACGGCGAUGCCACCACAGUCUCCGGGGCUGAGCGGGAGUCCACCGCAGAGCCCUGUGUCGCCCAAGAAAACCGCCCUUCAGUCUCUGGGAUCCAUGUCAGAGAUGUUCUCCCCGAAGCAGGUCAAGCGCCCCUCUCACGCGGCAAAGCCGCCUGCAAACCCUCUGAAUUCCCCCUCUCUUUCCAUCAUGAGCUCUCCAAAGCUCUGGCAUAAGGCUUCUGUCUCCAGACUGGCGGAGGAGUUUUUCUGGAUUGGUGGGAGUGUGGUUGCACAGCCCAAAUGGAGACUGGGUCAGAUAGUGGAGAGGUGCAUGUGCUCCAUGCAGACAGGCACGACCAUGACCAAACUGAAGGGGAAGAAGAACGGACUGGUCCGCUUCUUCUUUCUGGACGAGCACAAAUCCUGCAUCCGCUGGCGGCCUUCGAGAAAGCAGGACAGAGCCAAAAUAUCCAUUGAUUCCAUUCAUGAGGUCUGCGAGGGCAAGAAGUCGGAGAUCUUCAGACGUUACGCAGACAACCGUUUCGACCCAAACUGCUGCUUCAGUGUCUACUUCGGGGAGCGUGUGAAGUCCCUGGAUCUGGUUUCCAACACCGCCGAGGAGGCCCGCACCUGGAUAACUGGGCUGAAAUACCUCAUGGCUGGGAUCAGCGAUGAAGACAGUCUGGCGCGCAGGCAGCGCACCCGUGACCAGUGGUUACAGCAGACGUUCUCUGAAGCUGACAAAAACGGAGAUGGAACCCUGAGCAUUGGAGAGGUUCACCAGCUGCUCCACAAGCUGAAUGUCAAUUUACCCAAGCAAAAAGUCAGAGAGAUGUUUCAAGAAGCAGACACAGAUGAGAUCCAGGGUUCUCUGGGCUUCGAUGAGUUCUGCUCCUUCUACAAGAUGAUUUCCACACGUAGAGACCUCUACCUGAUCAUGAUCUCCUACAGCAACCAGAAGGAAGUGAUGGAUCUGCACGACCUAGCACGCUUUCUGGAAAACGAACAAAAGAUGCGCGGUCUAACCAGAGAGCAUCUAGUUGACAUUGUAGCUAAGUUUGAACCAUGUCCUCUAAACCUCCAGCACAUGGUUCUGGGCAUUGAUGGUUUCACCAACUACAUGCGGAGUCCUGCAGGCGAUAUCUUCAACCCUGAUCACAAUCAGGUGAACCAGGACAUGACACAGCCUCUCUGUAACUACUUCAUCGCCACAUCACACAACACAUAUUUGACAGGAGACCAGCUGCUCUCUCAGUCAAGAGUGGAAAUGUACGCCUACGUUCUGCAAGCAGGCUGUCGCUGUGUAGAGGUGGACUGCUGGGAUGGGCCAGAUGGAGAGCCUAUAAUCCAUCAUGGCUACACUUUGACAUCUAAGAUUCUCUUUAAGGAUGUCAUUGAAACGAUCAAUAAAUAUGCCUUCACAAAAUCACAGUAUCCGGUGAUCUUGUCCAUAGAGAACCACUGCACUGUGCCACAGCAAAAGAAAAUGGCGGAGUACCUGAGAGAAGUCCUGCAGGACAAACUAGACCUUACUUGUAUCAAUGUCUACGAAUGCAAGAAGCUGCCUUCUCCUGAGAUCCUGAAGGGGAAAAUUCUGGUCAAGGGAAAGAAACUGCCAGUAAACAUAGAUCCUGACGCAGAGGAGGGAGAUGUUUCUGAUGAAGACACUGGAGAUGAGCAAGAGGAGGAAGAUGACAAUGAAGACAACAACUCACAGGAUGGGAACAGUCUAACUUCAGCUAAUCAGCCCAAGAAGAAAAGAAGAUUUGGCAGAUCGAUCAUACGAAGCUUCAAAAGAAAGAGAAAAAAGAAAAUACGAGUGAGAAACAAAGCUGUGUCUGAUGGUGAAUCAGACUACAGCACCAGCCGGGAGAGGACACAAAUCGUUUACCAUCCCAAAAAAAGAAAAACUAUGAGAUUGUCACGGGCGCUAUCUGACCUGGUCAAGUAUACAAAGUCUGUCCGUGUGCAUGAUAUAGAAACACAAGGAUUUGCAAGCAGCUGGCAGGUGUCAUCCCUAGAUGAGACUGUGGUGAAUCAGAUCCUGCAGCUGAAACCUGGCGAGUUGGUGCGAUUUAACCAGCGCCAACUUCUACGAGUUUACCCGUCAAACUACAGAGUGGACUCGAGCAACUUCAACCCACAGACAUAUUGGAAUGCUGGAUGCCAUAUGGUUGCAAUGAAUUACCAGACUGAAGGACGCAUGCUUGAACUGUACAGAGCCAAGUUUUCGAGUAAUGGAAACUGUGGAUACAUUCUGAAGCCUAAGCGCAUGUGUAAAGCUGCCUUUAAUCCCAUGCUGGAGGACCGACCUCCGGGACAAAAAAAGACACAGCUGGUGCUUAAGAUCAUCAGUGGGCAGCAACUGCCGAAACCCAAAGACUCCAUGUUUGGUGACAGAGGAGAGAUAAUUGAUCCUUUUGUUGAAGUUGAGAUCAUUGGUCUUCCUGUGGAUUGCUCCAAGCAGCAAACCAAAGUGGUGGACGACAAUGGUUUUAAUCCACUGUGGGAGGAGACCCUCGUUUUUAACAUUCAAAUGCCGCAGAUCGCUUUGGUGAGAUUCCAGGUGUGGGACCACGAUCCCAUUGGUCGGGAUUUCAUUGGACAAAGAACUGUGGCUUUGACCAGCAUGAUGCCAGGUUAUCGACACAUCUACCUUGAGGGAAUGGCAGAGUCCUCCAUCUUUGUUCAUGUAGCUAUCAUCGACAUGACAGGAAAGAUCAAACCGGCUCAUGCUGUACAAGCUGCCAGGAAACACAUCCAAAAAGCUGCAAAGAAGCACAUGAGGGGCCAGAACAGACAGCCGUCUCUGGACUUUUCCGUCAUGUCCUCAGAGGAUGGACGUCCGCUCUACGUCCACAGAGAUGUGGACAACAUCUCCCAGGACAGCAGAAACGGGGAGAUGUCUCCCAUGUUUCAGGGAGCAGCAGCAGCCAGAGCUGCCAUUCACAAAGGGGCCAUGAGCGAGCCAGUGAGGAGAGCUCACAGAGUGAAGAUUCACGAACCCCCGGAGGUGAGGAGAGGGCUCUUGUGCCGGAUGUCGACUGCUGACUCACAACACGGCGGGAUGGCUCCCUGUGUGAAAGAGGAAAGCUUUGACCUCUCCCCUUCCUCUGAGCUCUCAUAUCCUGAAAGCUCAGCCAUCAGCCAAAAUCAGGUCAGUCAGAACGAGCUGCCUCCAUCGGACUGUACUGAGCAGCACAGAGAAGAGGCAUUUCAAGCUGAGCUGUGCAAGGAAUCGGCACCAGAAGAAGAUGUUUUCACCGAAUCUGAGCAGCCACCAGAAUCUCCGAGUCCUGCCGACCCCGGUUAUUAUUUUCAGUCCAUCCCGGAGCCAAAAGCUGCAUCCUCCCCACUGAUCCCUCCGUCAUCCCCCGCCAGGGUUAGAAGGACUUUAGAGGCUCCCCCCUCCAAGCCAGCGCGUCCAAAAGUCCGCUCGCACAGCUGCCCCCGAAAGCAGACGGCCUCCCCCCAAACCCCAGCGGUGAAACACAAGGCAGCUUUUCACUGGCAGACACAGAAAGCCCUGAACUACACCAGCCACGGCGGGCAGGUGAGACGCAUUCCCAACGGCCUCCACCUGUCAGACAGCACGUCCAGCAGCAGCGACGGCAGCACCGAUAGCCUGGAGUUUGUGGCCCCCUUUGUCCCGGCGAGGCCCGAGCAGCAGGAGGGCACCUUGCAGAGGGAGAUGAAGGCCCUCUUUGAUCAGAAGAUGAGGGAAAUCCGCUGUAAAUCGCCACUUUUCCAAGACGAUUAGUCACUUAAACAACAUAUUCAAUAAGUUGAUGCUGAAA
Molecule: messenger RNA, 4077 nt
Organism: Oryzias melastigma (Indian medaka)
Lineage: Eukaryota; Metazoa; Chordata; Actinopteri; Beloniformes; Adrianichthyidae
Gene: plch2b
Product: phospholipase C, eta 2b
Exons: 20
Coding region: 252-4040 (1262 amino acids)
Biological process (GO): lipid metabolic process; phosphatidylinositol-mediated signaling
Molecular function (GO): calcium ion binding; phosphatidylinositol-4,5-bisphosphate phospholipase C activity
Source: RefSeq, a predicted model, not a curated record